UGAAAAACUAUCGAUUGUAGGAACGCGGCGAUAACGAUAAUUGUAUUUCGAGAAAUUUGUUAAACUGCCGGGCUGUAAAAUGGAAGACCUUAACGACGACUCAUUUGAUGAUGUCUUGGCUUCAAUGGAAAUGCCCACAGCUCCAAAGCAGCCGAAAACACAAACAACGACAACAACAGAAGCAUCUAUCAGCAGCAGCACCAGUUCUGCUGCCGGCACAGCUAAGCCGCCGCCUUCAAAUCCUCACAGCGUUUUGGUGCACAGCAAGCAACGCGGUAAUCCCAUACUGAAAUCCAUUCUCAAUGUGCCCCUGGAGUUUCGUGAUGAUAUUAUACCAGACUAUGUGGUGGGUCGUACUUCCUGCAUACUGUUCCUGUCGCUCAAGUACCAUAAUUUGAAUCCCGAUUACAUUUGCCAACGCCUCAAGGCGCUGGGCAAGAUGUAUGAGCUACGCGUGCUGCUGGUGCAGGUGGACACGCCAGAGCCGCACAAUGCGCUGAAAAGCUUAACACGCAUUUCGCUACUGGCAGAUCUAACGAUGAUGCUGGCCUGGAACGCCGAGGAGGCAGGCAAAAUCAUAGAAACAUAUAAGCAGUUCGAGAAGCGUCCGCCGGAUUUGAUUAUGGAGCGCGUUGAGUCCAAUCCGCAUCAGAAGCUUGUGGCAGCUUUGACCAACAUUAAACCAGUGAAUAAAACGGAUGCCGUCACGAUUUUGCAAAUCUUUGGCAAUCUGGAGAACCUUAUUAAUGCCAGCGAGGAGCGGCUUUCCCAAGUUAUGGGCUUGGGACCACGCAAGGCCAAGAAAUUGUACAAAACGCUACACGAACCCUUUCUUAGCAAAUAAGGCCAAUUUAUUGUAACAGUUAUAUAUUACAAUACACAAUAGGAAAAACUUAAA
This is a messenger RNA of Drosophila montana, 898 nucleotides long. RefSeq names its product DNA excision repair protein Ercc1 (gene Ercc1). The coding region runs from base 80 to 844 and encodes 254 amino acids. Gene Ontology annotation, molecular function: single-stranded DNA binding; damaged DNA binding. Gene Ontology annotation, biological process: UV-damage excision repair; mitotic recombination. Gene Ontology annotation, cellular component: nucleotide-excision repair factor 1 complex; nucleus; ERCC4-ERCC1 complex. Lineage: Eukaryota; Metazoa; Arthropoda; Insecta; Diptera; Drosophilidae. The record is from RefSeq and is a predicted model, not a curated record. The transcript is spliced from 2 exons.